AUAAACCAUCACAGUUAAUUAAAAGUAUUGCACUCCAAAAGCGGCAGCGAACAGGCGCCCGCGCGCUUCGCCAAAAGCGAGCAAACCGAGGCUGAAUAACCUACCCAAUCGCCGCACUAAUUGAAUCGUAACCAGCAAAAUUCAAAAGCACUCUCAUCCUCAUUGACCCGGACAAAUCUGAUGUAAUACCCCAUUUGACUGGUUAAAUCAUGAGUUCUUAACACAAACCGCCCACUCGGAAAGCGUUCCGAAUUCAAAUAACACCUCUACACGCCUUUUGACCAAUGGUGUCUCGCAUAACGGAAUAAAGAGUGGCAGCAUAGAGACGCGUCAACACCCAUCGGAUAACGCGGACCAAUAGCGGGCGAGACGUCCAUGUUCGUUAUUUUUUUUAUCCCGCGCUACGGGCGUCAAUUCAGUUCCGAGGCUCAUUCGGUCGCGCGCCACCACGGCGUUCGUAUCGCGCGUACGCGUCACGAAAAUGGAUUGUGCUUUGUGUGACAUGUGCUUCUGAGAUUUGGUGAUAUUUUGUGUCGGACUUGUGUGCAAAAGCAUGAUGCCUCUCGCACCGACCCCUGUGGUGGCGGUGCCAUCGAAGCCGAAGAUAGGAUUUAGCAUAGACAGUAUCGUAGGGGGUUCAGAAAGACCUAAACAUGCGUCGCCGCCUUUGGCAAGUCCAGGCUCGCCUUCUCCUGUGGCGAGUCCUAGAAGUCCAUCUCCUCGGCCAUUGCUACGGCCAAGUGCGUUGCCGGCAGUUUUUCCUUCGCCAGAGUUGAAGAGACUACCUUAUCUGGAAGCUCAAAGUCAUCAUCAUCAGUUCCUAGCGCAUUUUCAAGGGGCAGCGUUGGCUGCGGCAUUGGCACACCAGCAGCAAGGGUUCGGAGGUCCCCUGCCGCCUCACCCACCGCCGCAUCCCGCCGCGCCGGUGCCCAGAGAAUCAUAUCAACUUUACCCGUGGCUUAUCAAUAGACAUGGAAGGAUAUUUCCGCAUAGGUUUCCUGGAGGUCCGGAUAUCCCAGGUUUUCUCCUGCAACCGUUCCGCAAGCCGAAGCGGAUCAGAACAGCUUUCUCCCCGUCACAACUCCUCAAGUUGGAACACGCGUUCGAGAAGAACCAUUACGUCGUUGGUGCGGAGAGGAAGCAGUUAGCCCAGGCGCUUAGCUUGACUGAAACUCAGGUCAAAGUUUGGUUCCAAAAUAGAAGAACGAAGCAUAAAAGGAUGCAGCAAGAAGAAGAAGCGAAAACUGGAACCAAAUCCAGUUCCUCUGGAUCCAAACAGGAUGACGGUAACCAAUUCAACAAUUCAUACGAAGAAGAAGAUGAAGAACUUAUAGAUAUGGACAUGGACGAACUAAGUGAGAGUGAGAAUGAGACGUAGGAGUGAUAAGUGACACUUAGAAGUGAUUUGUAAAUAUUAUAGUUGGUAAAAAUAUUUAUUUAUGCUCACGGACUUAAUCCUUUUGCGUGUAAUGAAUUACGGAAACGCGUCAAUCCCAUGUGUUGCUAGAAAUUAAAAAAUAAGUGGGCUAACCUAUCUGUGUUGCACUAUAUUUGGUUAACAGAGAUAGUUUAACAAAUUUCAAAUUGUAAGACACUGGUAAUGUCAUAUUUUGGUAGUUACUUAAUUUACUUGUUUGAUAGAUGUAUUGCAAUAAGUAGAAAUAGUACUGUAGCAGAUUACGUUGAUGAAAAAGUACUUUUACGUAUACAUACUUUCGUACUUAUCUACCCGAGGUUCAUUUAGUUAUCUAUACAAGGUUUAAAGAAUUAUAAUAAAUCUUGGAGUACAAUGCUAUUCAAAUUCAAAAAUCUUUAUUUAAUUUAGGAUGAUACACAUCACUUAUUGACGUCAAAAAAUUACAUGAACUAAGUCUGCUGCCGGCGCAGGUGAAGAAGAAGCGGCGCAACAAACUUCACCGCGGCCUUUUCUCCAAGGACGUCAAUUAACAAAUAUUGGUCUUAUAUGUUAUACCUAUUUAUCAAUGGUGUCAAGGUAUACCUACCUACCUAACAACUUUCUUCGUACAUAAACUUAGUUCAUUAUCUAACUCAAUUUUCCGCUUGCGGACAUAAUUUAAUUUCAAAAUGCCAAUCUAAACCAAUGACUCCAAUAACGAAAAUUAAUCAUUCUUAUCAAUUAAAAAAGGCAGCCAUUAAAUUAGACAAUUCAAAAUGGCGGCGGCGAGAUCUUGUUAGUUGCUCACGAAUUAUCCAAAUUGGUCGUAUUAUAAUAGUUAGGGGCUAAAUUAAUUAAAAAUGCCUCUUUUGAUGCGUCCCUUCACUGAUGUGGGUAUAAUUAGGCAUUUUAGAUCAUCAUUCCGAUAGGCGUGGCCUUCAAACGAGCUGUCAACUUUAGAGGAAGAUAGAUAUACUCUAUGAGGUUAUGAUAGAGCGAGAGGUCGUCGAGAUGGGCAGAUUGUACAGUCAUCUAGAAAAUUGUUUAACAGUUGUUAUAUUUAAUUGAUAGAUACGAGCGAUCGUUGAUUUAUGUGAUUAAUUGGUUGAAUAACUAGUUUUCUUUUAGUUUAAGUACUCGAUUAUUAUUGGUUAACGUGAUACGAUUAAAAGUUAUGCUAAAAUUAAAAUAACAACACCAGUGAAAAUAAAUAUAAAAGUAAAAAUAUCAUUAGAUCUAAUCUUUCAAAAAAAUAUUUUACGAAAAUUCAUUAAAUUGAAGUAGCAUAAAUCAUUUCCAUUUUGUGAAUUGGAAAAAUUUUGGCUACAAGUAUGUAUUAUGAUCUCUAACUGAUCACUAAAAAUCAGGCAAAUUUUUGAAACGUUUCAAUACAAACAGUAUAUUCGAAAAUACAACUUAAUUAAUUAAUGUCUCAAUAACUUAUUAUUGUAAUGGGAAAGUUUAAAAAGCUUAUAUGUAUCGAAAUAUUAAUAUUUUUAUAACCGACUAUACUCUCAAGGGCUAUUAUUAAGAUGCGUUUAGAAACACCCUAUCUUGCUUUUUGAUCGCGUCCAGUAAUUGCCCGAGACUGCCCAAAUUGUUUUUAAACUGUUGACGAUUGUUCUCCACAGCUAUUUGUCUAUGAGCCCAAACUUCACGAUUAAGAUCUAUGGUCUUUCACGCGCCAUAUUCAUUGUUACAUACGUUAUAACGUUAUUGCCUAUUAUUUUGCUUUUCUUUUCCCAAGUAAUGAAAGUGAUUACCCGUUUAAUAAUAAAAUUACAGGGAGAACGCCCGUGUAAUUAGUUAUUUAACGAUAUGAAUAUUUUUACAUACAUUUUUUUGGUAAUUCUCUUUGUUUCUUAUGCGCUCUGUCAUGUGAGAAUUAUUACCAAAAUAACGUUAUUAUUACUGUUAGAAUUUUAGCUUUAUAGCAGCGAAUAGUUAAUAACUAAUUUUUGAUUAAUUUAACGUAAUCAAGUGUUGACUACUGAGAUGUCUAAUUUUUUUUUUCAAUUUAACUUAUAUAACAGUUGUUUAUUAUCGUUUUCUCUUAAAGAAACUUAUCAGACUCAAAAUCAUUUUAAAAGUCAACUUGUGCUCUCUCAAAACAUUGUGCAAGAAAUCGAGUAGGUCUUUUAAAACGCGAUUAUAAGGCUAAUUUGUAUUUACCUUUCCGUCUUUUGUUCGAUUGAUUUACGAUUACGAGUAUCGAGUUGCGACCGUAUCGAUUUCAAAGUGCAUCGGGUUAAAAACAAGCCGUUUAGUUAUACGUAACUCCAUAAUAACACAAAAGUGGGAUUUUAAAUUGUAGUCAUUUUAUGUUUUUGUUGUAUUACUGGCACUCUGAAGGUUGGCAAAAUCUUUUUAUUAUUCAUAAAGUAUUUCCAAAAUAUUAUGCCUUAUAUUUUUAUAUAUUAAAUACAUAUUUGCUUACAUUUUUUUGCUUUUAAAUAUACAUAUAUAUAUAUAUUUGCUUACAAAAACUUGUGGACUGGAAGAAAUUUUCUCUUUUUUAUUAUUAUUAUUAUUUAAAAUAUUAUAUAAAAGAAAACAUAAAAAACUAGAAUAGAUAUAAUUCUGUGCCUUCAUUUGUUCACGGCUUUAUUCUUUGUAAGAUUACACUUGUCUCAAUUUCGAACUAGAGAAUAGAUCUGUCGGUUAUGUAGCUUGUCUUAUGGGAAGAGUUUCCCACUGUUGGACUGGUUUACACUCUUUGUCACUCUGGACGAGUAUUCGGGUUUAAUAUUAAACAUUUCAAUGUUUAAUAUUUGCGGCUGGCCAGCGGUGUUCCUGACGAUAUCUCUCUUUGGGAAUGCGGUUGUUGCCUAUCAGCUCUCAAAGCCAAUUUGCACAUUAGUCGCCUCGUACGACAUCCACCGGAGGACAUGGAGUGGUCAUAUUCUAGGUCGGGAGUCACACGCCGCUGUUUCUCAUUCGCUAUCUCAAGUUAAAUUGAUUGCGAUGCCAUUAUACUCUGACUAUUCCAUUUUCAGCUCGAUUAACCACAAGUCCAUUUUAAUUAUCGAUUUUCUUCAUUAACUGUGUGCGAUUAUCGACCAUGUCGAUACUUUACGAUGCUCUUCUGGCAUUUUUAAUUACAAAAGCCUUGAUUGCUUCUAAUUCGCCGAUUAUACGACACUUUUCCUCUUAUUGGAGUCCAUUUGAUAGGAUUGAUAAAGUUAAUUUGAUUGAGAUGAAGUGAUUAAGGGUUUAGACUUUGUCCCAAUAACGAAGUACAAUUUUUUUCGGGACAGGAUUAUAAGCCUUAUAAUCAUGUCCCGAAAAAAAUUGUAUUUUAUUAUCACAUGACAAAGAUAGGCAUAGAAUCAGUUAAAAUUAGGACACAUUUUUGUGUAUCAUUAAAUAAAUAUUAUUUAAAUGACAUUACCAAUGUAUUUAGAAUACAAAAAUUAAAUAUAAUAUUGAAACAUUAUGUAACUGACAUAUUUUAGUUUUUAUUUUUGGCGUUGUUUGUCUAGUAUACGGUUCAUGCAUUAAUUAAUAAAAAAAAAUAUGCAACAGUCUUAAUUGUCGCCUAUUUUGGCACUAUUUUUUGUUUCAUAGCGUUAGCCUGCUUAUGAUAUAAGCUACCUUUGACUAAAUAAUCUUAUGAUCUUUUAGAAGAGUGAUUUUCUUUUCAUAAAAUGGGACAGGUUGUAAAACGCCAGAUAUAUAGUCUAUCAAAGUUAUUUGUAAUAAUUCGCUCAAUUUAACAUAGGUAGUGUUAGUAUCAGUUCCUUUAGAGUAAGUAUGUGGGUAACAUGAAGCGAUAAUAUAAACAUAUGGUUAUACAGUAUUAUAUAAACUAUAUUCUGAACAUUGAAUUGUAAUAAAAUAAAUUGUGACUAUUAUUUUAGUAAAGUACAGUCUCCUAAAUGAAGUUUUAAGACUUUUUUUUUAAUAUAAUUUAAGGAAAAUAUAAAAACUGUACUCACAAUUUUCAUUUCUAAGGAAAUAUUCGUUUUAAUUUAUUUUAGGUCAUAUGGUUUUAAUUUAAAAAAAGAACAUGCAAAUUGACUGUUGAUUGUAUUUAAUUUUCGAAAUUUUAUGACAUUUAUUGGUAAACAUCGAGAUUAUCAUACACGUAAAUUGUGUAUAUUAAAAUACUAUUAAAUUAUAAAUGAAUCUGUAAAUAAUUAUUUAUUAAUUCGUACUUAAUUGAAAUAUGAUUUUCACGUUAAGCACUUAAUGGCUAUUAUUUAAUAUAUCAGGUUUGAAUAGAUCAAUCAGUUUUGUGUUAUUCAAUGAUAUACAAAAUAUGUAUUGCCAUAUAUGAUAAUAUUGUUACUGUGUAAAGUGAUUGUCAGUACAUAAAUGCAAGUCUGUCAAGAAAACAUAUUUUUAACGAACUACAUUUUUUUGCCGUUGCAAUACAAAAUAGAUAAAUUCAAGAUCGGUUGUUUAACACCCAGUGUUGCCAGCGAACAGGAGACAGCGCCCUCAUUUCUUUAUUCACUUCAAUUUUUUGACAGACUAUAUAUAAUAGUUGAAAAUAUAUUUAAUGUUUCUAAUUUGCAUGCUUUAUAGCCAAUAGGCACACAUUUUGAUUGUGACGUGUCUUUUAAAAAUCAAAUUAAAACUAUGCAAUGUAAAAAAAAUAAAUUAAAGUUGUGGAGCAUGCAAUACAGUCAGUUUCAUACGAAGAGUCAUGUCAGAGGUCUUUAGGCGACUUGAAUAACCAGUGUUAAGUUCCCCCCCCCCCAAAAUGAACAAGUUUCAUACCUACGAAAUAAAAUUAAAAUUAUUUUACUUGUGAAUUUAUUGACGAAAACUUUACACGAUUUUUUUUUUUGGUAGUCACACGCUAUAAUCCAACAAUUACUUGAGUUUCGAAUGCCAUAGUUGUGGUUGUAAAUAAAAAGUAGUUUAUUAGUUGUAAAUUCUACAUUCGAAUUAGGAAUUGUAAAUAAUCCUUUAGUCAUAAUAGUUUUAAGUGUAUUUUUGUGUGUAUAUUCGCCCAAACAUUUUCCCCAGUGACUGUACACAAGAUAAUUAUCCACUUCAUGACAGCAAUGUAUGUAUGUGAACGACGAGUGAUAUAAAAUAUAUGUUUAUACUCAUUUA
Molecule: messenger RNA, 6463 nt
Organism: Plodia interpunctella (Indianmeal moth)
Lineage: Eukaryota; Metazoa; Arthropoda; Insecta; Lepidoptera; Pyralidae
Product: homeotic protein empty spiracles-like
Exons: 3
Coding region: 554-1378 (274 amino acids)
Biological process (GO): central nervous system development; regulation of transcription by RNA polymerase II; neuron differentiation
Cellular component (GO): nucleus
Molecular function (GO): RNA polymerase II cis-regulatory region sequence-specific DNA binding; DNA-binding transcription factor activity, RNA polymerase II-specific
Source: RefSeq, a predicted model, not a curated record